Zymoseptoria tritici IPO323 is the source of this 1743-nucleotide messenger RNA. RefSeq lists its product as uncharacterized. The annotation marks the transcript as partial. The record is from RefSeq and is a predicted model, not a curated record. Gene Ontology annotation, cellular component: small-subunit processome; nucleolus. Lineage: Eukaryota; Fungi; Ascomycota; Dothideomycetes; Mycosphaerellales; Mycosphaerellaceae. Gene Ontology annotation, biological process: maturation of SSU-rRNA from tricistronic rRNA transcript (SSU-rRNA, 5.8S rRNA, LSU-rRNA). Gene Ontology annotation, molecular function: U3 snoRNA binding; rRNA binding. The transcript has a single exon.
GAGGAUGAGGAAGCCGAUGAACACGAAGGAGCCGAGGACGACGAAGACGGCAAUGAUCCUUACGAAGCUCAUUUUGCCAAUCCAGACGAUAACGAGCUGUCAAGGCGACUAAAGUCCGUGCAGGCAGGCGAAUGGAGGACGGAGCAAUAUGUCAUUGGCAAAGCUGCUCGAGUAGCAAUCUCGAUACCCAGUUGCAUCGAUGCCAAUCCGCCGCGGAAACACGCAAAAAGUGUAGCGGAAUUGCCGCUGAAGGAGCGUCUGGCGAAGAACGCAACAGGCAAAGUCAGCGUCGACACUGAACUGGAUCGCAACAUUUCAUCGCUCAUGUUCAGUUACAACGAUCUGCUUGUUGCGAACAGAACGCCUAGCAAUGCAGGCGAGCUGCGCAAUAUGGCAUGUCUCCACGCGGUGAACCACGUCUUGAAAGGGCGGGACAAGGUCAUUAAGAACAAUGAACGUCUCCGACACGCUGCAGCCACCGACUCUCAACAAGACCUGGACUGUCGUGACCAAGGUUUCGUACGUCCGAAAGUUCUGAUUCUGCUGGAGACUCGCCAAAUGGCCGUUGCAUACGCCAAUGCAAUUGUGGCUAUGUUUGCUCCGGAGCAGCAAGAAAAUCGCAAACGGUUCGACGACGCAUUUACCGCUCCGAUCGACGAAGACAGCACCAUGCCCGAGGACUACCAAGAGCUGUUCGCCGGGAAUAAUGACAACUCCUUUUUGACUGCAUUGAAAUUCACCCGGAAGACCCUCAAGUUCUAUUCCGCAUUCUAUGCCUCCGACAUCAUCCUCGCUUCGCCAUUGGGUCUGCGGCGAGUCGUGGAGCACGAAGAUGUCAAGAAGCGAGACCACGACUUCUUGUCCUCGAUCGAACUUGUGAUCGCCGACCAGGUCGAUGCGAUGUGCCAACAGAACUGGACGAAUGUUACCACCGUCUUCAGCAAUCUGAAUCUCCCUCUCAAAGAGUCGCACGACUGCGACUUCUCCCGCGUGCGAUCAUGGUAUCUGGACAACCAUGCGAGCUCACUACGCCAGACGGUCCUUUUGACCGCCUAUAUCACUCCAGAGAUACUCUCGCUUUAUAACUCCCUGACGCCUAUAUCAGCGAAAGCGAGGAUUUCGCCCUUCCACUCCGGCGUCUUGACCACUGGAUCCGCGCUAGGAAUCAAGCAGACCUUCUCUCGGUUCCCUUCGCCGACACCCGCAGCAGAUCCAGAUGCCCGUUUCAAAUACUUCACGACUGCCAUUCUGCCUUCUCUCAUGCGACUUCCUCGACCGGCAGACAACGCGCCUGGCAUCUUGGUCUUCAUUCCCACAUAUUUCGACUUCCUACGAGUUCGAAACUUCUUCGCCACGUCACCGCUGACGGAGAACAUCGCUUUUGGUGCUAUUCAUGAUUACUCCGCUGUUUCCGACCAAAGACGAGCGAGGAGUCAUUUCUUGAGUGGCAGAUUCACCGUGCUGCUGUACACGCAGCGUGCCCACCACUUCUUCAGGCUGAAGAUCCGAGGCGUCAAGCGGGUUGUCUUCUAUGGAUUGCCGGACGCUCCUGUGUAUUAUGAUGAAGUGGCUGGUGGCUUUCUGGGCUCCAGUGUGAACGAUGGCAAGAUCGGUGCCGAGGAGGCGAAAGUCAGGAGUGUCUUCGGACGAUGGGAUGGUUUGAGGCUGGAACGAGUCGUAGGCACAGAGCGAGUCAAGGGCUUGCUCCAAGAAGGGGCGGGAGAUACUUUCGAUUUUGUGUAG